Messenger RNA from Malaclemys terrapin pileata, 2634 nucleotides. It is a transcript of the gene IGSF8, whose product is annotated as immunoglobulin superfamily member 8. Bases 305 to 2146 code for a protein of 613 amino acids. NCBI's taxonomy places the organism in Eukaryota, Metazoa, Chordata, Testudines, Emydidae. The record is from RefSeq and is a predicted model, not a curated record. The transcript is spliced from 7 exons.
UAAAUGUAACCCCCACCCCUCCCACGGGGAGGCCGCAUCGGAGACGCAGGGAAUUGAGGGGGGGCUUUCCCGCCCCGACUGUAGCUCCGAGCCCAGGCGCGGGACGUGGCGGCGCACAGGCUGCGGCGGGGGAUCGAUCCGAGCCGCCCAGCGGCUGUUCCCAGCUCGGCGAGCCGCGCUGCGCGGCUGCAAUCGGGCGGGGCCGAGGGAGGCCGAACGGACCCGAGCCGGCGCACGGGGCCGCUUUGCCUCGGGCGGCGCGACCCCGGCGAAGGCUCCUAGCCCCUGGCCGGCGCUCGCCACCAUGGGAGCCAUGAGGGAGCCGCUGCCCCGGGGCGCGCUGGGCUCCUUGUUGCUGCUGUUGCUGGGACUGUGUGGGGCGCGGGAGGUGCACCUGCCCCCAGGGCCCCUAUUCCGUGUGGAGGGAACGGCCAUCUCCAUCCCCUGCAGCGUCUCGGAGUACGAGGGCCCCACGCUACAGCACUUUGAGUGGUUCCUGUACCGCCCGACGGCGCCCGAGAUCUCCAUCGGCAUGAUCAGCACCAGGGACCCCAGCUUCCCCUACGCCGUCUUCGGCCCCCGCGUGCAGAACGGGGAGGUGUCAGUGCAGCGGCUGCGUGGUGAUGCCGUCGAGUUACGCAUCGCCCGGCUGCGGGCCGAGGACGCUGGUGUCUACGAGUGCUACACGCCCACCACCGACUCCAUGUACCACGGCAACUACAGCAGCAAGGUGGUGCUGAAAGUGAUCCCUGACAUGCUCGGGGUCUUGGCCCCCACACCCAGGCCCCUUCUGCGAGGCCGCAUGGCUGGCACCUCCCCGCUGCAGCUCAGCUUGUCGGAAGGCCAGGAGCUGCAGUUGAGCUGCAUGGCCCAGAGCCAGACGCAGCAGCACACCCAUCUCUCUGUCUCCUUCGGGGUGUGGGCUCCCGAUGCCCCCGUGGGGCGCCAGACGCUGCAGGAGGUGGUCGGGGUGCGGCGUGACUUCGCCGUGGAAGCUGGCGGGCACUUUGCCGAGCGGUACCGGUCUGGGGAGCUCUCUGUGGCCAAGGCAGGCAGCGAGCAGUACAAGCUGGCCAUCGGGCGGGUGCGCCCGGGAGACGCGGGCACCUACCACUGCACAGUAGGCGAAUGGAUCCAGGACCCCGACGGCAGCUGGCAGCUGAUCGCCGAGAAGCGGGCAGCGCUGGCCCAGGUGACUGUCCAGUCCAUCGCGAGCCAGCUGGCAGUGUCGGCCAGCCCGCCCGAGGUCCGGCUCAGCGCUGGAGACGCCCUGGAGCUUCUUUGCAAUCUGUCAGGCCCUGCGGCCCCUGCACCCCACGUGGUGUAUGCCGUGAGCUGGGAGGUGGGCGAGGGGGACGGGCUGCUGGUGGCACAGCUGGACACGGAUGGAGUGGCCGUCGUCGGGGAGAGCUAUGCCAACAGCCAGGUGGGCCGGCGCCAAGUCUCGCUGCAGAAGCUGACGCCCGCCCCAGGCGCCUACCGGCUGCGGAUCGAGUCGGCCCAGCCAGGGGAUGCGGGCACCUACCGCUGCGUGGCCCGGGCCUACGUGCACUUCCCUGAUGCCCAGCUGCGGGAGGUGGCCAGCAGCCGGUCACAAGGGCUGAAGGUGCACAUGAAAUCAGAAGCCGUGGUGGUGGAGGCCUACGCGUGGCUGCCCGUCCCCGCCACCUACCGCGGGGACACGGCCGAGCUGCUGUGCAACAUCUCGGUGGAGUCGACCCAGGCCGUCCACAUGGCCGUCAGCUGGUGGGUGGAGGUGACGUUGGGGGAGGAGGAGCCCCAGGGCCGGAUGGUGGCGUCUUUGAGCCGUGAGGGUGUGGCCGAGCUGGGCCGGCGGGCGUCAGGCGGGGACAUGAGUCUGGACAAGGUGGGGCCGCAGUGCCACCGGCUGCGGCUCCAUGGGGUGGAGCCGUCCGACGAAGGGAGGUACCACUGCGCCGUCACCUCCUGGGUGCGCUACCCCGACCGCAGCUGGUACAACGCCGGGGCCGUGAAGUCCAACUCCGUCGCCGUGUAUCCCUAUGCCCGGGCCAUGGACACCCUGUUCAUCCCCCUCAUUGUGGGCAUUGCCAGCGCCCUCUUCACGGGCAUCGCCAUCCUCGCCACCAUCACCUGCUGCUUUAUGAGGCGGCUCCGCAAGAGGUGAAGCGCACGGGAGACCGGCCCCAGGGCGCUGCAGGUGCCUGCUCCAUCUCGCUCUCCUGCCAGCCUUCACUCAAGUCACUGGGCUCCCUUUUCCCCCCCCAACUUGUGACUUUUGACCUCUCACCUCCAUGGACCGGCUUGGGCAGCAUUUCAGCUCCUCGGACUGCACGCUGGCUUCUUCCUUCAUUUGAGUCAUUCCAUUUUUUUUUUUCUAAACUCAGCCCAGAUCCAGACAAGCCCCUGGUGGGAGAUGGGAGACCCUGGGUCCUGCAUCAGGGCCAAACGUUGCCAAGAAGUCGAUGCGUCCGUCUGAGACAUCCAGGCUGGAGAGGUCCCUCUCCGGAGGACAUGAGGGACAGUGGCACUGCCUCAUCUGCUCCUGGACUCGCUGCUUCCCUGAUCCUUCCCUACCUUGUCUCUGUGCCCCAGGGUGGGAGCGUGGGGGCUGCUUUUCCCUCUGCUGCCAGCAUCUCUACAUCCUCUACCCCC